AUGGACGAGCAGCCAGCGGGAGAGGCAUGUCUAGAUCCCCAGCAGCUGGUGGAUGGAGUCAAUGUGGAGAUGAUGGUAAUGGAUUCCCUGGACCCGGCCCUGCUGCAGAUGAAGACUGAGGUGAUGGACGCCCCUGUGGUCACAGCCCACGAGGCCACUGUCACCACUGUGGAUGAGACCCAGAUCAUCACUCUGCAGGUUGUCAAUUUGAAGGAGCAGCAGCUUGGAGGCCUUGGGGAGCUACAGCUAGUCCAGGUGCCUGUCUCUGCUGUGCCCGUAACGCAGGCCACUGUAGAGGAGCUACAGGGAACCUUUGUGGACGCCACGGCCAUGCCCAAAGAUGGAAACCCUAUGAUCUGCCACACCCUGCCCCUGCCAGAGGGCUUCCAGGUGGUGAAGGUGGGUGCGAAUGGUGAGGUGGAGACAGUGGAGCAGGAUGAGCUCCAGCACCAGGAGGAGCAGCAGGUCCAGCCUGAGGAGGAGGAGGAGCUGCACUGCGAGCCCCAGACUGAAGACCCACAAUGGACCACGGACCCAGACUACCAGCCCCCAGCCAAGAAGACUGCCAAGAAGGCAAAGAAGAGCAAGCUGCGCUACAACACAGAGGGGGACAAAGACAACAUGGAUGUGUCUGUCUAUGACUUUGAGGAGGAGCAGCAGGAGGGGAUGCUCUCUGAGGUCAACGCAGAGAAGGUGGUGGGCAACAUGAAGCCCCCCCAAACCCACCAAGAUCAAGAAGAAGGGUGUGAAGAAAACAUUCCAGUGUGAGCUGUGUAGCUACACCUGUCCCCGCCGCUCCAACCUGGACCGACACAUGAAGAGCCAUACGGACGAGAGGCCCCACAAGUGCCAUCUGUGUGGAAGGGCCUUCAGGACCGUUACCCUGCUGAGGAACCACCUCAACACACACACAGGUACCAGACCACACAAGUGUCAAGAUUGUGACAUGGCCUUUGUGACCAGCGGAGAGCUGGUCCGACAUCGUCGCUACAAGCACACUCAUGAUAAACCCUUCAAGUGCUCCAUGUGUGACUAUGCCAGUGUGGAGGUGAGCAAGCUGAAGCGGCACAUCCGUUCCCACACCGGGGAGCGCCCGUUCCAGUGCAGUCUGUGCAGCUACGCCAGCAGUGACACCUACAAGCUGAAGAGACACAUGAGGACACACUCGGGAGAGAAGCCAUACGAAUGCUACAUCUGCCACGCCCGUUUCACCCAGAGUGGAACCAUGAAGAUGCACAUCCUGCAGAAGCACACAGAGAACGUGGCCAAGUUCCACUGCCCCCACUGUGACACGGUUAUCGCCCGCAAGAGUGACCUGGGUGUCCAUCUGCGUAAGCAGCACUCGUUCAUUGAGCAGGGCAGGAAAUGCCAUUACUGUGAUGCUGUGUUCCACGAGCGCUACGCUCUCAUCCAGCACCAGAAGUCCCACAAGAAUGAGAAACGCUUCAAGUGUGACCAGUGUGACUACUGCUGCAGACAAGAGCGCCACAUGCUGAUGCACAGGCGCACGCACACAGGAGAGAAGCCUUACUCCUGUAGCCAGUGCUAG
This is a messenger RNA of Coregonus sp. 'balchen', 1549 nucleotides long. NCBI's taxonomy places the organism in Eukaryota, Metazoa, Chordata, Actinopteri, Salmoniformes, Salmonidae. The record is from the annotation of a GenBank genome assembly.